CAAGAAUUUCCAUAAACCGUUAAACAAAAAUCAUUUCAUUUCUAUUUAACUUCAUUUUACAUAAAUUUCCAUCUAGAAAAACACACACCAACCAAACCACAUGUUUCUUUACAUCAUGCAAUCUUCAUCAACUAAUUCAAUUUAAAUUCAAAGUCAAAAGUCCAAAACAUUUGGUGUCAAAAUACAAUUUCAGUCUAAUUCGGUGUUCCCAAUCAACCAUCAUAUAUACUACUAUACAUACACGAUGUUGUAUGUAUAUAUCUGUUGUAUAGUUUUUGUAGCUAAAUCAUAAGUUGUAUUAUAUAACUAUUGGAUCAUAUAUAUAUAUGCAUUCUAUAAGUAACACUAGUUCAUCUUCUUACAAGUUAAGCAACAACAGCAGUAGUGAUAAUAAUAAUAAUAAUUGCAGCCGGAAAACAAAAUCCAAAGUUAAGGUAACAAAAACACCUCGGAUGGGUCCACCGGCGGCUAAGGUUGCUGUCUCCGGCGAGAAUCAAUCUCAACCGAAAGUUGUAACCGGCGAUCAUGGUUAUGUGCUUGAAGAUGUUCCUCAUUUGACUGAUUACAUCCCUCAUCUUCCUACAUAUCCGAAUCCACUGCAGGAUAAUCCUGCAUAUGCGGUCGUUAAGCAGUACUUUGUUGAUAUGGAUGAUACUAUUGCUCAAAAGAUUGUUGUUCAUGCCAAUAGUCCUAGAGGCACACAUUUUCGACGUGCUGGACCCCGUCAAAAGGUGUACUUUAAGUCGGAUGACGUUCAUGCUUGUAUUGUCACAUGUGGGGGCCUAUGUCCCGGUCUCAACACCGUGAUUAGAGAAAUAGUUGCUAGUUUACACGACAUGUAUGGUGUUACAAGAAUAGAAGGGAUUGAAGGAGGAUACAGGGGUUUCUACUCUCGAAAUACAAUUCCGUUGACACCUAAAGUGGUUAACGGUAUUCAUAAACGGGGUGGCACCAUAAUAGGGACGUCACGAGGUGGCUACGAUAAUAAGAAGAUAGUCAAUAGUAUUGAAGAUCGGGGAAUCAAUCAGGUAUAUAUAAUAGGAGGAGAUGGAACACAAAAGGGGGCAUCUGCUAUCUAUGAGGAAGUAAGAAGGCGGGGUCUUAAAGUUUCAGUUGUUGGGAUUCCAAAAACUAUUGAUAAUGACAUUCCGAUUAUUGAUAAAUCUUUUGGAUUUGAUACUGCUGUUGAGGAGGCUCAGCGCGCUAUUAAUGCAGCACAUGUUGAGUCUGAGAGUAAUGAGAAUUGUAUUGGUCUCGUUAAGUUAAUGGGACGAAAUAGUGGGUUUAUUGCAAUGUAUGCAACUCUUGCAAGCCGAGAUGUUGAUUGUUGUUUGAUUCCCGAGUCACCUUUCUAUCUGGAAGGACCAGGUGGUCUUUUUGAGUAUAUAGAAAGAAGAAUAAAAGAAAACGGGCAUAUGGUACUUGUUGUAGCAGAAGGUGCGGGCCAGGAUCUUGUUGCAGAGAGCUUAAAUGAUAAGGAUGCCUCAGGAAAUAAGCUUUUGAAUGAUAUUGGCUUGUGGUUAUCUCAAAAAAUCAAGAAUCAUUUCAAAAAACAAACAGAUUUGGAGAUCAACCUUAAAUACAUAGAUCCUACAUACAUGAUUAGAGCUGUUCCAAGCAAUGCAUCAGAUAAUGUUUACAGCACACUUCUCGCUCAAAGUGCUGUUCAUGGAGCCAUGGCUGGAUACACUGGGUUCACCGUUGGCCCUGUGCAUGGUAGAGAAUGUUACCUGCCAUUUUAUAGAAUAACAGAGAAGCAAAAUAGGGUUGUGAUAACUGACAGGAUGUGGGCAAGAAUGUUAUCUUCAACGAACCAGCCUAGUUUUUUGAACACAAAAGAUAUCAUUGAGUCGAUCAUGGAUGAAGCGCCACCAACUCAGUUGUUAGAUGACCAGGUGGCAGAUAAUGGUGUGGUCACCAAGGAAACAAUCGUUUGCUGAUUAGUUGUCACGCAAAUGUGCAUCUGUUUUAUUUCCAGUUGCAAGAAUUGAAUAAGCAAGUCUUGAAUCACUCAAGUAUAUAUAUAUAUAUAUACCUAUAUGGAUAAGGUCGGCAUAAGAGGGAUGUCCUUUACAGAUUUUGAUGGUCUCUGGAUGAGGAGAUGCGUUUUUCUUUUGAUCGUUUGGGGAGACUUGUGUUUAAAUAAGAAAACAGACUACUCUAACGGGUUAAUGAAAUGAUAUGGUAGUUGUAUGUAUGUAUCACUUUAUUAAUGUAUCUUUUAUUAGCUUGGACUCGUUACAGGUAAA
Erigeron canadensis is the source of this 2249-nucleotide messenger RNA. Its product is annotated as ATP-dependent 6-phosphofructokinase 6-like. Gene Ontology annotation, molecular function: 6-phosphofructokinase activity; ATP binding. The record is from RefSeq and is a predicted model, not a curated record. Gene Ontology annotation, cellular component: cytoplasm. The transcript is spliced from 13 exons. NCBI's taxonomy places the organism in Eukaryota, Viridiplantae, Streptophyta, Magnoliopsida, Asterales, Asteraceae. Gene Ontology annotation, biological process: glycolytic process; fructose 6-phosphate metabolic process. The coding region runs from base 327 to 1940 and encodes 537 amino acids.